Messenger RNA from Blastomyces gilchristii SLH14081, 3330 nucleotides. Its product is annotated as minichromosome maintenance protein 2. The record is from RefSeq and is a predicted model, not a curated record. Gene Ontology annotation, biological process: DNA replication; double-strand break repair via break-induced replication; mitotic DNA replication initiation. Bases 333 to 2981 code for a protein of 882 amino acids. The transcript is spliced from 5 exons. Gene Ontology annotation, cellular component: MCM complex; nucleus. Gene Ontology annotation, molecular function: single-stranded DNA helicase activity; ATP binding; 3'-5' DNA helicase activity. NCBI's taxonomy places the organism in Eukaryota, Fungi, Ascomycota, Eurotiomycetes, Onygenales, Ajellomycetaceae.
ACCUUGCGUUGGGUCGUGUCGAUGCGAUCUGCGCGACUCGGAUUCCGUGUUUCGAUUAAAAAAUGUUUGCUCUGUUUGUAUUCAUGCAUGAACUCUUCGCCGCCUUUCCUCUUUCGGCCUUAAUUGAAACGCGUGCGAUACGCGUUGAUUUUCGCGUUUCUCCCUUUGUACGCGAUUUCCUCCAACCUUGUCGUCGCCGGUCUUGUGUUCACCUCAUCACAACGUUCUGUAGACAACACCACUUGUUUUGCGGGUAUUGCAUGUUUCAAUCCUCAUAGACAACACACAUGAGAUAUACAGAGUAGCAAUUCCAUUAAAGUCGAAACUUGGCUAUGAGUUCCCCUUUACAUCCAAGCAGCUCAGCUGCAAAUCGUGGCCUCGGAAACCUUACUAGGCGGAAGCGAUCGCGUGAGCCAGAUGAUGAUAACUCUUCAGCGCCCCCUCCCUCUAGCCCACCACCUUCCUCCCCCCCAAUUCUGCCUCUUGAUGACACUGUCGGCAAUGACUUGGACGAAGAGGCUGAAUUUAUAGGGGAUAUCGAUGACAUUGAUGAGAUGGCUGAAGAUGAAGAUGGGAUUGAUCUUUUCGCCGACACUUUUGAACGUGACUACAGACCACGGGGCCCUGAGGCAUACGAAGGAGACGAUAUCGACGAUGCUGAGGACCACGAAGAACUGGAUCUGGCUACUAGACGCCAACUUGAAGCGAGAUUAAAUAGGCGUGAUCGAGAACUAGCUAGACGACGGCGCGUGCCUGCAGCAUUCUUACAGGACGAUGAUGACGACGGAAAUGUCGAUCUUACUAGACAGCCUCGUAGACGACGACAUCACUACGACGAGGAUGUCGACGAGAUGGACAUGGAUAUUAUGGACGAGGAAAUGACGCUUGAAGCGUUGGCUGAGAUUAAAGCGGCCAACGUCACCGAAUGGGUUACUCAACCCUCUGCCCACCGGUCUAUUUAUCGCGAAUUCAAGGCAUUCUUAACUGAAUUUACGGAUAAGGAUGGUACUUCGGUUUACGGAACUCGCAUUCGAAACUUGGGAGAAGUCAAUGCAGAAUCCCUCGAGGUCUCAUAUGCCCAUUUAUGUGACUCUAAAGCUAUUUUAGCCUACUUCCUCGCACAUGCUCCUGCUGAGGUUUUGAAGAUAUUUGAUCAAGCUGCGAUGGAGGUAACACUACUUCAUUAUCCAGACUAUCAUCGGAUUCACAACGACAUCCAUGUUCGUAUUACCAACCUCCCGUUCAGAUAUACUCUUCGACAACUACGUCAAAGCCACCUCAAUUGCCUUGUUGGUGUCAGUGGAGUUGUCACCCGAAGAACUGGGGUAUUCCCACAGCUUAAAUACGUCAUGUUCAACUGUACCAAAUGCGGCAUGACUUUAGGACCGUUUCAGCAAGAGUCAAACGCAGAGGUCAAGAUUUCUUUCUGUCAGAACUGUCAGGGUCGGGGUCCUUUCACACUAAACUCGGAGAAAACUGAAUACCGCAACUACCAAAAGUUGACUUUACAGGAGUCCCCCGGAACAGUCCCCGCUGGUCGACUACCGCGACACAGAGAAGUUAUUCUUCUUGCGGAUCUCAUUGACUCCGCGAAGCCAGGGGAUGAAGUGGAAAUUAUUGGCAUUUAUCGCAAUCACUAUGAUGGACAGCUGAAUAACAAAAAUGGCUUCCCAGUAUUUGCAACCAUCUUGGAGGCUAAUCACCUCGUCAAAUCCCACGACCAACUCGCGGGUUUCCAUUUGACUGAGGACGACGAGCGUCAGAUCCGAGCGUUGUCGAGAGACCCACAGAUCGUGGAUAGGCUCGUGACAUCCAUUGCGCCAAGCAUUUAUGGACAUGAAGAUGUUAAAACAGCUGUAGCGCUCUCUCUUUUCGGUGGCGUCAGCAAAGAGGCACAAGGAAAGAUGUCUAUCCGUGGUGAUAUUAACGUACUUCUCCUUGGUGAUCCUGGUACAGCCAAGUCUCAGGUAUUGAAAUAUGUUGAAAAGACCGCACACAGGGCUGUUUUUGCUACAGGGCAAGGUGCCAGUGCUGUCGGUCUCACAGCCAGCGUGCGUCGCGACCCCCUGACCAGUGAAUGGACACUGGAAGGUGGAGCACUGGUGUUGGCUGACCGAGGUACAUGUCUUAUCGAUGAGUUUGACAAGAUGAAUGAUCAGGACCGUACCUCCAUCCACGAAGCUAUGGAGCAGCAAACAAUUUCGAUAUCCAAGGCCGGUAUUGUCACGACACUCCAAGCUCGUUGCGCAAUCGUCGCUGCUGCCAACCCCAUUGGAGGCAGAUAUAAUGGUGCCAUUCCAUUCUCCCAUAACGUCGAGCUGACAGAGCCUAUCCUUUCUCGUUUUGACAUCCUCUGUGUCGUUCGCGACACAGUUAACCCAGACGAAGACGCGCGGUUGGCGAAAUUCGUCGUCGAUUCACAUUCGAGAGCCAACCGUCCUAGACCUCAGACUGACGAGUACGGAAAUCCCGUUCCACGAGAAGCUGCCGAUGAAGAUCAGGAUGAAGAAAUGGACGGGUCCAAUGCAGCAACUUCAGACGCUGGGGCUGUAGAGCAAAUUCCCCAGGAGCUUCUCCGGAAGUACAUUCUCUAUGCGCGGGAACGAUGCAGACCGAAAUUGUACCAAAUUGAUCAGGACAAAGUUGCACGCCUCUUUGCGGACAUGAGAAGAGAAAGCUUAGCUACGGGAGCAUACCCGAUCACGGUCCGUCAUCUUGAAGCCAUAAUGCGUAUUGCCGAAGCAUUCUGCAAAAUGCGGUUAUCGGACUACUGCAGCAGCCAAGACAUCGACCGCGCCAUUGCCGUGACAGUAGACUCAUUCAUCAGCAGCCAGAAAGUCAGCUGCAAAAAGGCUCUUUCGAGAGCAUUUGCGAAAUAUACCCUUGCCAGGCCGACCACCCAGAGACGGCGGGGAGCAGGAGCCGGUGCAGCUUCAUCGAGCUUGGGCUCGAGUAAUGGUAUGGGAAGGAGAGGUCGCUGAAUUGGGGAUUUGCUAGAACGUGAAUACAACAUCUUCUGUCUGUUGUUUUCAUGGCUCUCUUUGACUAAUUAAGGAUCAUGGAUUUCGUUUUCUUUCUUCUUCAUUUUCCGGACAGGGAAAUAUGCAUGUCUGUAUGUCUGUGUACUUUUCUUCAUGGCGUUGUCUGGUUGUGGCUCGAGAUACAAAUAUGAUACGUAAUUUACCAUUCUUUCGUCUUGCAAGAUAAACAUGAAUCCUUUCUCUGAUAGUAACUACUUCAUUCCUCCUGUUCGUUAUAUCCGGGUCUAUUCCCCUUUCGCCAUUGGCGGUUACCCAGAUCCAGUAACUGCGUAUAAUUGGUAGUUAUUCG